CACUGCAGGGACGUCGGGGCAUGUUCAGAGACUACAUAACAAACGUCCCAGCCGGGAAAGGAAGAUUCAGAAGUCAAAAAGUGUGGGGGCGAUGCACAUGAUGAAUGUAGUCAGUGUAGUGGAGGAGCGCACAUCUCGGUGGGCGUUUUCGCGUGACUUCUUCAAAAAAGACGCUCUCCAAUGGAAAUCAACGCAAAUGAAGAUCUCAUGUUGUAACAGGGCAUGGAUUUAAGAGUGCUGGUAGUAGUGUUCAGCAUGGUUGUCUCUGAACUGCCUCACGUUCACACUAGACCAAUUGACUUUGUGUGUGACAGCGAGGCCAGAAUAAUGAUGAACAAGGUGAAGGACUUACAAGUGGAAAUGGUAGUCUGCAGUGCUGUAGAUGCUCUGCCGUCUGAUAUUAAAUUACCAUGCAUCAGAAUUCACAAAGCAACCUGGGAGAGAAAAUCAGUGCAUGAGCAGAGGGCUGAGAUCCUGUUGUCUUUGGGGACUCUAGCGCAGGAUGUGCGGUCUGCCAGGACACUCAGCCAACCUGGCUGUGGACUCACUCUGCUGGAGCGCUUGGAACACAGUAUCAACAACUACUUGCACGUAGUAAGACUCCUCCACAUUGAGCAGGGGGAGCAGGUAGGGCCCCAGGCAGAGCCAUGUCUGGGUCAGCCCUCUAAGGAUUUGGGUUUGGUGUUGAAGCACUUUGGGCUUCUGCUAACUGGCAAGCUGGAGUGGCUCAUUUUAGAGAUGGCAAAGGGGUGCUAGACUGAAAGACUGACUUCUAAUCUUGGCUUUUCUUCAACCUUGUAUAAUGGACCAGACAGGCCCAAUCAAUUUUAACAAUGGUCCAACUUCAAGACAAUGGAGGGCCAUGCACUUUGCCAUAGACUUACAGAAGAGAAAGUACAUGAUGCAUAAACGACAACACUGUGCCAUCUGCUGGAUCUUAGCUGAACUGACUCACCUGUUGAUAUGCACCCAUUGAACUUUUAAAACCGACAAACUGUUCUGAACUGAAUACAGUUUCUGGUGAGUGCUACAUGAUUUAUAUAUAUAUAUAUAUAUAUAUAUAUAUCACAGAUUAUAUUUAUUUAUUUUAUAGCCUGCAUGAAGGUUGAAUUGACUCUACAUGGUGUGAUAGCACAUGGAAGAUAACUGCGACAGAAUGUGUGACAAUGCGUAGGAAGUGCAGUGCACACACAGGAAAGGUCACUUUAUCUAUACACUCCAGUUAUAAUUAUGAAAUAUUUGUGUUUAUAAUAUAUUUUGUGUAAAAAUAGUAUUUACAAUAUUUUGUAAAAAAUAAAUAAUAAUAAAAAAAAACCUUGUCAUUAAUUUAUAAUUUUAUUGCAUUGGAACACUGAUGCAUUGAAACGAAACAGUGUCAAUGCAUCAGUGACAAAAAUAUUUAAGAAAAUAUUUUAAUAUAUUUUCUUUUUAAUGUACCUUGUCCUCCUCUCUUGUAAUGCUACCCCAGUUUUUUAAAUGCACAUAUCUAAAUAUUUCAAUAUAUUUUCAUUUCAUUUGUUGUGUGGUUAGUGUUUUCAUCUAAACGCUGAACUCAAAAUUUAGCUUUACUUCUACUGUGAAAUAUACAGUAUGUAUCCUUAACGUAUGGACCAGUUUUACUGCAGUGGAUUUAAUCGUAGAAGACAUGUACACUACUGCUCAAAAGUUUGGGAAAAUAGUCCGAAAUAGAAAUUAAUACUUUCAUUCAGCAAGGUCAUAUUAAAUUGAUCGAAAGUGACAGCGAAGUCAUUUAUAACAUUACAAAAUAAAUGCUGUUCUUUUGAACUUUUUUCGUUUUACACAAAAAAUAUUAAGCCAGCAUAUUAGAAUAUAUUUUUCUGAAGGAUCAUGUGAUACUGAAGACAGGCUGAAAAUUCAGCUUUGCCUUUACAGGAAAUAUUUACAAUAUUACUGUUUUUACUGUGUAUUUGAUCUUUUUUUUUACUUUAUUUUUGAACAAAUUUUACCUCACCAAUUCACAAGCCACGAGUCAGAGAGUCACGGGGAAAAUCCCAUCAUCUGGCAUCCCAUAUCUAUAGAGAAGAAAAAUAAAUCUCAGCAUUAUUUGAAUUUUUGCCUGUUUAUGAUGGGUAUCAUGUUCUGCUUUUGCUGAUUUAGCUGAAUGGGGACUUAGCACUCCUGGUCAGGUUAAGAUGGUUCAGGAAAUGACGACGAUUGUGUUUGAACCUAGUUUGUUGUUCUAGAUGGGUACUUUAUAUUAUUCUGUGAGAUCUCAAAUGAUGAGCAAGAGAAAUUUAAAGUGAAGACCCUAAUGUGUAAAUUAUGUAACAAAUUCCAGUCUCAGACAUAAAAUGAGCUGUAGAGAGAACAUUAGGGAGAGCUUGUGAUUGAUUGUGCAAUACAAUAGCUGACAGAUUGCUAAGAACCUUGAAUAUGAAUAUAGAAUCUGCUGUUUUCUUUGGUGAUUUAAAGAGACCCUUUUAAAAUCAGAUAUUUGAAUUUGGGGACAAAAGCACAACUCAAUAAUUUAGACCAUGUAUGAGAUGAAUAAUUAUGCAAGUUAAUAAAUACUAUGUAAAAUGUCUUCAUUAUAUCCAGUCAUCAUCACUAAGUAUUGAUUCUAGAAGUCUGCACAAAUAUUAUUAAAACCUGGAGGACUUUGGUUGUAUUAUGUAAUUUCAGUUUUUUUUUUUUUUUUUAAUGUUUAUUAAUAUUUAUUCAUAUAAUGCAAGGACAUUUUUGUCAUCCAAACCCCUUGACAUAAAAUAUUCACUGAGAUUUUAAAUUAUUAUUUAUAUUAUUUAACAACACAU
Onychostoma macrolepis is the source of this 2774-nucleotide messenger RNA. RefSeq names its product thrombopoietin (gene thpo). Gene Ontology annotation, cellular component: extracellular region. Gene Ontology annotation, biological process: cell population proliferation. NCBI's taxonomy places the organism in Eukaryota, Metazoa, Chordata, Actinopteri, Cypriniformes, Cyprinidae. Gene Ontology annotation, molecular function: hormone activity; cytokine activity. The transcript is spliced from 5 exons. Bases 223 to 756 code for a protein of 177 amino acids. The record is from RefSeq and is a predicted model, not a curated record.